CCAGCCCCACGACGCCAUGAACGGCGGUGGCGCGGCGGCCGGGACGACGGGCCGACGGUGAAGCGGGGACUCCACGAGCCACGCCCACGCGCUCCCAGCGAUGCCGGUGCGGCGGCGGGCGCCGCGGCCGCAGGACACGGGGGCCGUGAAGAGGUACACGGAGAUGGGGAUAGCGGCCGCGCUGUCGCGGCCCUGGGACUACCCGACGGCGUGCCGCGAGCUGGCCGAGCUCCUGCGCCACGGGUACGCGGGCCUCCCCAAGGCCGCCCAGGCCCUCGCCGCCGCCGACGUGCUCGUCGCGUUCCGCCGCCUCCCCGAUGUGCAGACAGAACAUGCAUUAGCGGCAGCCAAUGGUCUUCUCCUAGCGGUAGAAGCUUCCCUGCCAAAACAAAAAAAGUCACAAGCUGUUUCAGAGUUCAAGUAUUCUGUAAUUUUACAUAAGAGGCGGGCUAAAGUCCAACAAGAGCCAGGUCCCCCACACAUACCAAAUGAUGUGCUUAUUCAUAUCUUCAGUUUUCUGGACAUGCGUUCUUUGGUGGCAGCUAGUCUUGUGUGCUGGCCUUGGAAUUCAUCUGCAAACGACAGCAAGCUGUGGAAAACAAACUACUCCCUCUUCUUUAGCGCGUCCCAUUUGAGCUCCAACAGCACGCCUGUAUCCAGUGGUAUACAAAACAGUCAUGCUCUUCUUGUGCAGAAUAAUGUGGAUCCAGUAUUUGAUGAUCCCAAUUUGAACUGGAAAGAGGUUUUCCGCAACAAGCAUGCAGAGUGCAUAAGCUGGAGUGCCUCAUCAAAUAGAGCAAUAUGUCAGCAAUGCCGUUCGAUUCUUUGGCUGAGCAAUUUGACGUGUGCUGCUCCUCACCAUUGUCCUAAGAAAGGAAGAGAUGAAGUAAAACUAAUGCCCAUGUUACCUUAUGCAGUUGCUUGUUACAUAUUAAAUGCUCAUGAUCGACCGUCUUCAUCAUCUGACAGUGAAGAUACAGAUAGUGAUUCUGAAAACAACGUGCCCAGACGACUUUGGAAUUCUCGUGUUUGAGUGAAUUCGCUUGUAUAUAUGUGUAAGCUAGUUUUGUUGUACCGUUUAUAUUCUGGUGAUUUCUGACACCGGCAUUCACGCUGUUGUAAUUCACCAUGAAAUGUUCAAUGAGAACUUAUAACUUCAAACACUCUGCUCCUACACCCACUGCUGUAAACAGAACACUAGCAGCGAUAGCAACUCUUGAUAAGGACAAGUGAUCAUAUGCAAAGAUGGUUUUAUA
This is a messenger RNA of Hordeum vulgare subsp. vulgare (domesticated barley), 1256 nucleotides long. Its product is annotated as F-box protein At5g52880. Bases 101 to 1033 code for a protein of 310 amino acids. NCBI's taxonomy places the organism in Eukaryota, Viridiplantae, Streptophyta, Magnoliopsida, Poales, Poaceae. Gene Ontology annotation, molecular function: protein binding. The transcript is spliced from 6 exons. The record is from RefSeq and is a predicted model, not a curated record.